AUGGGUGAUGAUGAGGCCAACGGCGCUGGUGCGCCACCCGCCGCGGCGGUGCGCGUGCUGGCCGUGUCGCGCAUCGCGCCGGUGGAGCGCGCGGUUGCCGACCCCGUCGUCAAGCUGUCCUUCUUCGACACGCCAUGGGUCGUGCUGCCGCCCAUCCAGCGUGUGUUUCUGUACGAGCUUCCCGGGGGCGACGACGCCGACUUCCGGGCGGUGGUGGCGCGCCUCAAAAACUCCCUCGCCGCCACGCUGGCAGUGUACCUGGCCGGGAAGCUGGCGUACGUCGCCGACACUGGGGACGUGGUUGUGGACUGCGCCGACGACCCCGGCGUGGCCUUCGUCGAGGCGGAGGCGGAGGCUAAUGGCGCCGGUAUGAAGGCGAUGGACGUCCGCCGGCUCGCGGGUGACGAGGCGCGCGACAUACCGGCGUUCCGGGCGCUAGUGCCGGAACUCCCCACCAAGGUGCUCCCGGCGCCCGUGCUGUCCGUGCAGGCCACGCGGAAAUCCGGCGGCCUCGCGCUCGGCCUCUCCGUGCACCACGCCGUCGCCGACGGCCAGGUUCAUGGGCGCCUGGGCGUCCGCUGCCCGAGAGGGCUCGUCCGUCACCAAGUCCCUCGUCACGCCGCACUACAGCCGGAAGGCCGUCCACGUCCCCAACGGCGACGAGUUCGCGCGCCAGAUGCUGAAGAUGGUCGCGCCCAACCUGCCCGUGGUCGCACCAAAAUUGCCUGGGGUUACGCCAGCACCGUGGCGGAGUGCGACUCGGGCAUCAGCCAGCGCUUCCGCCUGGCGCGCCGGUCAUUCUACCUCACCGGCGACGACAUCCGGGCGCUCAAGCGCCGCAUCGACGCGCUUUCCGCUGCGGAGGACGACGUCGUGGACUGUAGUAACAGCAGAACCACCAAAAAGAAGUCGGUGUCGACGUUUGUGGCGCUGUCGGCGCUGGGGUGGACGGCGUUCGUGCGGUCCAAGGGCCUGACCACCGGUGACGACACGUACCUCUUGUUCAUGGCCGACCUGCGUGCGCGCCUGGACCCGCCCGUGGGGGACGGCUACCUGGGCAACUGCGUCAAGGGCUGCCUCGCGACGGCGGACGCCGGAGACUUGCAGGGCGAGCGCGGUCUGCUGGGCGCGUGUCGCGCGAUCCAGGCGGCCGUGGCUAAGGUGGAGGCGGCGCCGCUGGCCGGCACGGAGCGGUGGAUCGAACAGGUGAAGGGGUCGCCGUCCUCGCGGCGGGCCAACGUGGCGGCCAGCCCGCGGUUCCGCGUGUACGAGGCGUCCGACUUCGGGUUCGGCCGCCCCGCCCGCGUGGAGCUCGUGUCCAUGAACUGCGACGGAGAGAUGGUGCUCGUCGGCCGGAGGGACGACGGCGAGGUGCAGCUGUCCGUGUCGCUGGACCCCACGCGCAUGGAGGAGUUCAAGGCGCACGUCUUCGCCUCCGCGCCGUCGUUGGCACCCUGA
Miscanthus lutarioriparius is the source of this 1458-nucleotide messenger RNA. The record is from the annotation of a GenBank genome assembly. Lineage: Eukaryota; Viridiplantae; Streptophyta; Magnoliopsida; Poales; Poaceae.